AUGGUGGCCAUCACCUUCAUCCACCACGAUCCUAGUCAAGAACCGCGGCAGAAGCAACUCGAUUCCUCCCGCGCAAGAGCCCAUGCCGCCCGCGUCUCUCAUGACUGGAGACGCGGUGACCACCUCCCGCAAUGGCUUCCUCAGGGUACAGAAGUCGAUGCCCAGAGUGAAGAAAGCGACGGUGACCAGCUGGCGAGGGUGGCCGCCUUUGGAGGCAACUCAGAUCCAUUCCAAUGCUUUGCGAUCGAAAUCACCCCUGAAUUGAAUCGUAUCCUCACUUUCACCAGAGACGUCGCCUUGCGUGCCCACUACACACCUCUCGCCGUUCGAAAAAUAUCUAGUGAGCUAGCUCACGACUUCGAAAAGCCUUAUAUUCGGGGUGGAUGGGCCGACAUCGCGGCAAGUUUGCGGGAUGAAGGCACGGCGCUCGCGCGCUUGACGACGUAUAGUCAAUACUUGAGUCACUGUGUGCCAGACCCCAAGGAGAUGAGAAAACUGGUGCUUCAGAUGCGCAUGCGCAGCCUUCAGCUGUUACGCCAAAAGCUGGAAAGGCACACAAGUUCAUCCUCUGUGGAAGAAAAGAACAACUUGAAGCGCCACAUCUUUUCGCUCUUCGAUGCAGAAUGCUUUUGUGGGAACACUCAGGCCGCCAUUAUCCAUGGCGCAACCCUGCUGAAGCUGAUAGAAGAGAGCAACAAGUUCGACGCACCCAUGGCACAACGGUUGUUGUAUAUCAUCUGUCACUCGGCAGCCACCAGUGGACAGCGGACGGUCCCAUCCGUGGGCAAAUGGAUUCGCGACAGGUCAGAAGUCUUUCUGAAAGAGCAGGUCCCGCCAAAUCCCCUGGGAGUUCCCAAGAACCACGUACUCCAUGCAAGCUGCACUCUCCCAGAGCUCCGAGCCCUUUUUCGACGUUGCCAAUACGUGGGGGACGCAAGCAUGCAAACGUCGUCCACAGAGGGCCCUAACCCGACGGGCUCGGUCGCGAACAAGCAGGCUGCUUACAUAUAUGUUACCGUCUCCGCUCUCAUUGACCUAAGUCGCCUCAAUGACAUGUUUCAUGAUCUCGUCGAAGGGGUUUGGAUGGCAAGUGCCAGGAAGCCCGAAAGAUACACCCAGGCAGCGCUGUCAGUGGCACUCAACUAUCUCGCACGAGAGAUGUUUGGUGACUUGACCAUUAGCGGUACCAACAUUCGGGACUGCUCAGCUAACCUGAUGGGUCAGCUGAAGUUGACAUUUUCGAAAGCAUAUCAAUCUAGCACUGUUAACGACCGCCUAGAUUCCGCAUCCGCAUAUCUCUGGAUCCUCUAUGUGGGAGCACUCUGCGAACACAGAAAUCGAGACAGUAUCUGGAAGGCCGACAUGCUUGAUGAAUCCUGGUUCAGCCCACUCCUGGUGUUCCAAGCUCAUUUGACAGGAGCAGUGACCUGGCCACAGAUGCGUGUCGUGGCUGAGCAGUUCUUUUACAUAGACAUAGUGGAACCUGAUGGCGCCAUUUGGUUUGAUGCUCUUCUCAAGAGGUAUCAUCAAGCCUCUCGCCAUAAGAAGCUAUCAUUGGCGAGCCGAUAUGCUUGGUUUUUCAAGACUCGAAGAUGA
Fonsecaea nubica is the source of this 1596-nucleotide messenger RNA. RefSeq lists its product as hypothetical. The record is from RefSeq and is a predicted model, not a curated record. The coding region runs from base 1 to 1596 and encodes 531 amino acids. The transcript has a single exon. NCBI's taxonomy places the organism in Eukaryota, Fungi, Ascomycota, Eurotiomycetes, Chaetothyriales, Herpotrichiellaceae.